Molecule: messenger RNA, 1473 nt
Organism: Cercospora beticola
Lineage: Eukaryota; Fungi; Ascomycota; Dothideomycetes; Mycosphaerellales; Mycosphaerellaceae
Source: RefSeq, a predicted model, not a curated record
AUGGAGCUCUUCAGCAUCGAUCAUGAGGAACCGACCGUCACGACUUCAACUGGCGACGAUGCAGUGAGCGACGUCUUCUUCCCAAGUCGCAUUCCAACCAAAGCCAUCCAUGAAUUCCUACUUGCCAACACCGCACCGCCUUUGCUCUAUUCGAAUCCUCAACCACGGGAUGCUAUGCACAAUCAGAUCGAACCUCCUAAGGAUGUGGAAAACUACCUGAGCUACACUUCCGGCAACCUAGCCUACAUCUUCCAUGCCACACUGGACGAGGUCGAGGAACUGAGAAAGACCUUCAACUCCUUCGUCAGCAAGAAGAGUUUCGACAGUCAAGUCUUGGGAUACAGCAGUUCCAAGGGCUUUGGAAGUUCUCAGUUUCUCAGCAACAUCGAGAGCACUCUAGUCAAUGACAACGGCAACAUCUACAGUACCGAAGAAAGAGCAGGCAACAAAGAUCUCCAAGCCGCAUUCCAACAAACACCCAAAGAGCGAGAGAAGCUUGUUAACCGUAUUGAAAGUUCCAGUCCCAAGAUGCGUCACCUUUUGCGGGGAGGACGUUGGUCAUCGGAAUCUAAUGCUCCAGAGCAAACAGCCCUCAACACUAUGCGGUUCUACGCUGUCAAAAAGCUGGUCGAUGUAUACGAUCCACGGGGCGUGGCGAAGACGUUGGACGAAAAGCCCGUUCAUGUAAGGCAGGAGAGAGCGAUCGCAAAACUUAAGGGCGACAAGGAAUGGAGGGCUAUCAAGUCCAAGAGGUUCAUUUAUGACAGUGAGGAUGAGAUCAAUGGACACCUGGUCUGGACCAGAAAGAAUCGGUUGAAGCGGGAGGAAAAAGCGAGCAGAGAGAAGCGAGAGAAGUUGCAGAAUAUGCUGAGGGAGGCAGAGAAGCGACGAAAGAAGAUCGUUCCUUUCAGCAUUUGGUGUGCUUGUCACGAUGCAGACAAGGAGAAUGUCGAGGGACGCUUCAGUGAUCUUCUUGAGACGGAGAAUGACCGGACGUUGGCGGAGCAUUGGUUGAAGCUCAGGUCCUGGAAUGACGAGGAGAAAGAGCUGAAGCAAGCGCUGUCAGAAAUAGAGAAGGAGAUCUCGAGGUGCGGCGUGGUGCUGGAGGAAGAGCAGGGCAGACAGGUCACUUCCUUCCCGCCAAAGACGACGCAAAAUACGACCUCCUGCAGCCCUUCCUCUCCGACAAGCCCGGCAGACUCCGCCAUGUGUAUGGACGAGGACACCGCGGAUGUUGCUAUGACAGAAGUCUGCACUUCACCCACGCUCGCAGCCAAAUCAGGAGCCGAAGUCGAACGAUCGAAGCUUAAGAAAUGGCGGAAGCUAUCUCUUUACCAGUUCAACGCAGUCGUGAAAGCCGCACGACUGAGAGGAAAGCCAGAAGAUGGGAAGACUGCUGAGAAGCAGUACGAUGAAUUAGUCAACGGCCCUGGAAUGGCAGGAAGCAAUCUGGAUCUUGAGAUGUGCUCUUAA